AUGAGCAGACAAGGUACUAUGACUAUCGAACAACGAUUUGAACAACUGAUGAAGACAACAAGAAGUAAAGAGAAACUUUUGGAAUAUAGGAAACUCUUAACUAUUCUCUUGAAUUAUGGAACGGGUGCGGCUCCGUCGAUUAUUAAGUGCUUGACAGCAGAAAUCACAAACGAGAAGUCCCCACUGUUACUGAAAUAUAUUGCAAGUGAAGCGUUGUAUUCCCUCCCGGAAAUGAACAUUACUAUGAGCGAAAACGCGUGCGAUAUAUUUUAUAUCAUUUAUUGCUUGAGAAAAGGCCUUCCUGUGACUUCUAUGAUCACUAUCAUGAACAUCAUAGGGCUCAUGGUUACCGAAAACAAACUGAUCUCACACUUGCUGGUCCCCAUUUUGUUUGCUGUUUGCGGGAGAGAGAAGAUAUCGGAAGCAGAAGCCGCACAAGUCGAUACGACUAUCAUUAGAUAUCUCCAAAUGAAUGUUGUUGGUGGAACACUGGAGUUUAACCCUAGUAAGUUGCCUCUACAAAUCCAAGAACAAGACGGAAGAACGAGUAACAUCCCUGUAUUCACUAUUAUGAACGUUUCUAGUCGGAAUGUGUACUCCGUAACUAUGUCACAACACCAUCAAGUGGUGUCUAAUUUGAUACUUUACGUAUCAAAAGUUAAUGUAUCAGUGACAUUGUGUGAGACUAUUAUAGGAUAUGUCAAUCAAGUGUUACAACAACUCCAACGAAUCCAAACAUUCACUCAAAUGCAUACCGUGAUCUACCACGAAAUGAUUCGCCUCUUGGGAACUAUUGCCGCACGACACCCAACACUCGCACAAAACGUUUCGACAGUGUUCCAAUCGAUUCGAACACACGCGGAAAGAGUUGACCCGUUUGUAGCGCUCUCGUUGUUGGAUUCCACAUUGAUCAUAUCUUCGGAAUUUUCACAGAGCAACGCUCAAAAGGUGAAUGCAUUUAUCGCAGAGUAUUUGGUGAAGAAUAACGGAUUUACAGACGUGUUGCUUGUGAGUGAGACACUUCGUGUGCUUAAGCGCCACUCUGUUGCGUUAUCUACAGAGCCCAUUUUCUUCCCAUUCAGUGCAAUUGCGUUACACUCCACAGCGAUUCAAAGAGAAGUCUUACCACUUCUCUAUUUGUUCAUUGCAAAUAGCAACGCACCCGCCGUGUUACACUACAUCUUGGAUCUUCCUAUCUUGGCACUCUUACAAACACUGUGUUACCCGGGAAGUGCCGAUAACGAGAAGAGGACCGAGAUGUAUGCGUACUCAUACAGCUAUAUGUACAAAGGUGCAUAUGACACAAACCAUUUGUGGCGUGCAGAAAAUUUGAAUAAAGUGGAAGAGUUACUUUGCAGACCCGAGAAAAACAGCGGGCGAGUCAAAGCGGCGAUGAAGUGUGUUCCUUCGUUGUUGCGAGUGUUCUUCCAAGCGGUUAGUGUUCGAUACAAAAGCGAGAGUGACGCGCUGAAUAUCGUUAAAGCAAUCAUCGCGCGAUACAACUAUUUGUUCCCCGACAACAACUUCAUUAAAUUAGUCCACGAAGCUUUCAUAUCUGCGUUGAGUGUUUUAAUUAAAGCCGCGCCAUGUAUUUUGAGUGUGUUAGUUGCAGCACUUGAUGGGUUACUCAAGAAUUCAGACUUUGUCGAAAACACGCAACAAACUGAAUUUGCAAAUCAUUUGUGUUUGUUGGUUGGAGAGAACGCCCACUUCAUUAAACCCGCUGAAAUUGAAUUUUUGCUUGCAGAAGUCGAUCCUCAAACAUUCGAAGAUUCAAAUUACCCGGAAUAUCUUCAAGUCUCACUCCUCUCAUUGUACUGCAAAUUGGGACAAGCGAUUGGACAGAAUUCAAAAGUCAAACUCACGUUGUGCAAAUUGGUUGGAAAAGUCUCGAUGUACCCAAUGCUUGCCAUGAGAGCAACUGAAUUGUACGCACUCUUUGCUACUCCGGGACUCGCCGAAGCCACUUUCAGAGGAUUGCAAUUCGAUUACAUUGAUGUCGACGCACCAUUGCCCGCAUUGGUCUCUUCUCUCGAUGCGUGUGAUGCCCAUCCUCUUCACCCAUUCACACUCUUUGUGAAUGAAUCAAAUUAA
This is a messenger RNA of Entamoeba invadens IP1, 2094 nucleotides long. RefSeq lists its product as hypothetical. NCBI's taxonomy places the organism in Eukaryota, Evosea, Mastigamoebida, Endamoebidae. Gene Ontology annotation, cellular component: AP-5 adaptor complex. The coding region runs from base 1 to 2094 and encodes 697 amino acids. The transcript is spliced from 3 exons. The record is from RefSeq and is a predicted model, not a curated record.